AGAGAAUUGGGUGGCUUGCUUUAAGUGAGCUGCGGGAAGCGGAAGAGGAGAGUAGCAUUGGAAGAGACACGAAACAGCCGAGUGGAGAUGCCUGGACGACGGGAACGAGGAUUACCAUUGAACAUGGCAAGGAUAAACUGCAUGACUGUGUUGCGUUUCCUAGUUUUGUUGAUUGUAGUAAUAACGGGUUUGAAGAUGUAUCCAAUAUUCAAAACAAAGCAAUUGGACACUCCUGCAAAAGAUAGCUUUUGGAAUAAACGUGGAGGAGCAAUUACAAAUAACCAAAAACUGGAACAUGAAGAAAUCCAAACUGUACAGCAGGUAAAGGAAAUCAUAAAGGCAGAGGUGAAACCAAAGACUCGGAAACAGAAGGAUUAUGGCAUUUCAGGGAUGAGAAUUGUGCACUUGGAUCUCAAAGGAGCUGCACCAAAACUUUCAUACUUGCAACAGAUUUUUCCACUUCUGGCCAGCAUCGGGGUCAAUGGUAUACUAAUGGAGUAUGAGGAUACGUUUCCUUACCAUGAUGAACUUGAAAUUCUGAAAUCCACCUAUGCAUUCAGUUCUGCUGAUAUUGACAAGAUCCAACAGGUAGCUGAGAGCAAUAAUUUGGAGAUUAUUCCCUUAAUUCAAACCUUUGGGCACAUGGAGUUUGUUCUCAAGCAUGAUAAAUAUCGGAACCUCAGAGAGGUACAGAAAUAUCCCAAUAGCCUGAAUCCCCAUUUGGCUGACUCUCUGAUUCUGGUGAAGAAGAUGCUGUCUCAAGUACUUGACAAACAUAGCAAAUCUGGCUGGAUCCACAUAGGAGCUGAUGAGGUUUUUAAUCUUGGAGAAAGUACUGAAUCCAAACAGUGGAUCAACGAACAACGAGGAGACGUUGGAAAGAUAUUCUUGGAUCACAUAAAGCAAGUUGGCAAUUUUGUGGUCAACAAAUAUCCUGGGAUUAAGCUCAUCAUGUGGGAUGACAUGAUACGAAAGAUUAAUAAGGAAAGAAUCAUUGAAUCUGGUAUAACUGAAUAUAUUACCCCAAUGGUGUGGUUCUAUCAUCCAGACUUUAACAUUGACCAAGUAGAGACAUUUCUUGCCAAGUACAUGGACAGUGGAUUCAAGAGCAUCUGGUUUGCAAGUGCCUUCAAAGGGGCAACAGGUGUUAGCCAGAAUUGGACACCCAUCAAGUUCCACCUGGACAAUCACCUCCGGUGGCUGCAGGUGAUUAAAUCCAUCUCAAAGUUCUCAUCUCUCCGCUUUCAAGGCUUGGCAUUAACAGGCUGGCAAAGGUACGAUCAUUUCUCAACUCUUUGUGAGCUGCUGCCAGUUGCAAUUCCAUCCCUGGUGGUCUGCAUGCAAACUGUGACACAUGGUUCUUUCACAGAGAAGGUGAAAACCAAAUCACAGCAGCUUUUGGGAUUUAAAAAUAUUGACCUAGAAAAAAAUUCGAGUGAAGGUGAAGGCACAUUUGCAGGAGCUGAGAUUUAUCAAAUGGUUCAUUGGAUUACUCAAAAUCUGAAAUCUGAAGUAAUUUCUGUUAUAGAAAAUAACAGUGAAAUCAAAGGCUGGUUCAAUUGCUACAACAGGAAACACCACUUUGCAAAUCCUCGCAACAUGGAGCAUUUUGGCAGUGAAUUACACAGAGUUCACAAACAGUGGGAAGAGUACUUGGGAAACUUUCGUGCACAGAUGGAAAAUAUUUACUUUCCCGACACUGUGGAGGAAUGGAUGGAAGUGAAUGUGAACCUGUACAUGGACCCGCUUAGAGAACUUGUGAAGGACUAUAAGGAAAUUAUGGCACUAAUGGCUGUGCCAAAACAAAAUUAGAAAAUCAACAAGAAACCAAUUCAGGAAUGCACAGCCAUUGGUGGAAAAACUGGAAACCAUCCAUCUAAACUAUAUCCAGAAUGACAUAUUUUAACAAGAGAUCCAGGAUCAAAACGCAACAAAGCACAGGAACAGUGUCCUACUUCAUUGCAUUUUAUUUCAAGUUUGGAAAGAAUCUGAGCUGUUGAUGAUGAGUGGCUUCUUGCUUUUACCGGUUCUGGAUUUGAUUGUGUGCACACUGCAGAACUGAAAUGUUUACAACUCGAGCAAGUUAUAUACCUCUGCCUCACUCUUUCUUUCUAUCCAUUCCCACCUGCAAACCAUGUGGCAAAAAAGCAUUACCAGGUAUCAUUAUGAUUAACCACUGCUGCAAACUCAGCAGGUGACUUCAGAAUUGCAGAAGCAAGCAACUCACGCUAGCUAAGGUACUUGCAAAUAGUGGAAAUGCUGCUCAGAGAAUUCAAAAUUAAUAGGUAAAUCUUUGUUGUCCAGAGACAUGUUUGUUGUAAUCCUUUCUGAGGAUAUGUUAGCAAUGGACAAGGACAUGCGCUGUUAAUUACUACAUAACAGGGGAGUUGAUUGGUUUGCAGGGGAUUUACCAAGAUAUGAGAUCUCUUUUGAUUUAGUUUUUUUUUAAAUGUUUAAUUUUCACUUGUCAAUUUCUCCAUUCCAUUUGACACAAUGGAUUGUAAUAAUUUAAUCAUCUAUGUUGAUUUAUUUUAGCAAGUUUAUAGUAAGAUCUGUUGAUAUUAAUUGUGUUCUCUAUUUGCUGCUUUUGUGUGGUUUAAAUCGCUAUUUGAUAAUGGGUUGCUUAUUUAUAUUUUUAUUUAAUAAUUGUAUAUUAAAUAAUGAUGAAUAGGGUAUAUGGUCUAAGAAGGACUACUCCUUAAACUGAGGCUAAAUUACAAAAUGAAAUGAAUUGAGCUGUUUUCUAGAAUAUUAGUGUAGCUCAGUAGCUGUUAUCAGAGAGGGAUCAUCUGCAAGAGAUGCAAAGGAUGAACAAUAUAAGGGAUUCUUCUUUCAGGAACGUAGACAAAGUUUAGAUUAAAACAAGCAAGUCAAGAGUCCAGGCUCUAAGAGACACUGUUUCUUUCAAAUAUACAUAAGUGACCUUGUAGAACUGGUAUUUGCCAUUUGCACUGAAUACUUAUGCCACUUUGUAAGAUGUUGGUGGAUACAUUUGUUGUUUUGACUCUUCUACAGCUCUCCCAAAUUCCAAACCACAACUUGUAAAGUUGUAGUUUCAGUUCACACUACUUGUCACUUUUUAAAUUGCUUUAAAAGCUCUCGCCCGCAAAAAUCACUUGGGGUGCAAAGAGCAGAAAGGAUGAACUGUCAAGUAGACAAUAAAAAGAUGAAACAAGGGAAUUUUUUUUUAAGUAGCGAAAAUAGUUAUGAUCUAGAAUGCACUGAAAGUGGUGGAAACAUAUUAAAUAAUAACUUUUAAAAAUAAAGUCGAUUAAUACUUCGAUAAAGAAAUUUGGAAAAGUUUAGGGGAAAGAGCAAGGAAGUGGAAUCAAUUGGGUAGCUCAGGUACUACGAGCCAAAUGGCCAUCUUGUAUGCAGAUGGCAAUUGUUGAAAAUUUAAUUCUGGAUAUUGCCAAUAGAUUAUGAAGUAACUCCACGAAGGCUGAUGUCCCGUUACCAAGUUACCAUUUAUUUACAUGUGCAACUUGGUAACGAGAUAUUGGCCUUCGUGGAGUUAUUUCAGAUUACCUUUGUGCAUAAGUACUACUGCAUUGCAUGAAAAUUUUCUAAAGAAUAAAUGUCAACGCUAGCAUUUGAACAAUACCCAGCUCUUGUCAGAGUUCAAUUUCUCUCAGCCUAGCCCAAAGAUGGAACAGACCAGAUGUGCUGGUCUCCCAGAUCAGCCUUGGCUACUUCCUUAGGCCUGCUCCGAUAUGAAAGUAAUUUAUUUUGAAGUUCUAAAUUAGCUUUGCUUUUAAAUAGUCAGAGAAAAUGAAUAGACCAUUAAUUAAAUCACCACUAAUUGCAUACCCAGCAGCUGGUAUAUCUCCCAGGUUUUCUUUUUACCACUUCAACUAAAUAAUGAACUUUUUUUUUCAAACUCCAUUCUGGUCAAGGAUUAGCAGUGAUAGUUUUUCUCCUAGUUAACAUAUAAACUUGUUGCUACCUGGGUGGAAGUUUUAGUGAGGAGGGAAGAAAAUUGCAGGGCAAUGGGGAAACGAUGGAGGAGUGGAACUAAUUUGGAUAACUCUGCCAAAGAACAUGAUGGAGUGAAACCUGUCCUUCUGUGCAAUGCAACCAGUGAUACAUAAGAAUGACUGACUCUGGAUGGACUAUAUUUGAAAUGAUCUAAUUUCACAGUGAGGAACCAUUUGGUUUUCUGUUUUACACUCUUUCUAACACAACAGUUAAAUCUUAUUAAUACCAGAAUCAAAAUUCAUAUCUCCAUUUAAACAUCCUCUGUUAACAAUGAGCCAGUGGGAGCACCUUCUUCUAACAAUGCAGCAUAAUUUCAGAUCAGUUCCUCACACCAACAGUGUAAGUAAAGCAGAUAUAUAGACUGCACACUUCUGGCAUCCUGUGUUAACUCAAACUUAUUAUAAUUACACAGCUUUUCCUGAGGCUUUUCCCAACUGGUUGCAGCACUGUAACUACAAAACUGAUUUUAGUAAGAGCUUUCAUCUCACAAGAAAGCUUCAGAUUAAUCCAUCAUGCUAAAACACACACAAAGCUGUGUUUGCAUUUUGACAGAUGAGAAAUUCCACCAUACCAGCUGAGAUAAAUUCACAACGUUUCAAAACUAACCAAGCCAUAGCAUGGUUGAAAAGAUCAAAUCGCACUAUUUCAGUGUUAAAUGAUACUUUUAAAAAAUUGUAGGUUCUGAAUCUGCAUCAUUGCCAAAAAUAAGUUCUUUCUUGAGGCAUACUUUGUCUGUGGACAAAAUUUCACUGAAAUCCAUCUAUUUGUUUUCGAGAUAUAUCAUUUAUUUAUGACAAAUGUGAACAAAAACAUUACCUCUGCCCAUUUUCAAUGUAGAAGUAACUAGAGUCACUAGUCACAUCUGGUUUCAGUAUGGCUCAGUGUUGGCAUUCUCGCCUUAGUCAGGAAGGUGUGGAUUCAAGACCCAUUUCAAAGGACAUAUGAUCCAUAAAAACCGAAAGAACUGCGGAUGCUGUAAAUCGGGAACAAAAGCAGAAGUUGCGGGAAUAGUUCAGCGGGUCUGGCAGCGGACCCGAAAUGUUAACUCUGAUUUUUCUUCACAGAUGCCACCAGACCUGCUGAGCUUUUCCAAACAACUUCUGUUUUUGUUCCACAUAUAAUCCAGCCUGACACUCAAGUGCUGUACGGAGGCUGUUUGAGGCAUCAUUUUUUUUCCAUGAAACAUUAAACUACAUAAUAUUUAAAAUACACAUGACACAAUUUCAGAGAACGGCAAAGCAGUUCUUUCUGGUGUUCUGAUCAAUAUUUAUCCUUCAAUUAUCACAUAAAUGGAAUAUCCAGUAAUUAUCAUAUUGCUGUUUGAGGGAUCUUGCCGUGAUCAAAUUAGCUAUGUUAUUUCCAAUAUUGCGAAAAUGACAACAUUUCUAUAGAUACUUAACUGACCAUAAAGUAUGUGACAUGUUGAGAUUAUGUCUGGUGGUUUAUUAUUUCAAGUGUUUUCUUUUUCUGUUAACACUACAUAGCUGUAGCUUUGGCCAGCAUGUUUUAUUUAUAUAAAACUUGAAUGUUUGUAACAAUCUCUAGAAAUGGAGAUAGAAAGUCAAACACACUAAAAUGGCAUGAACUCUGACACUAUCCACUACUAGCACUUCAUACAAAAAAAGGAAAAGUCAUCAGCAGGUCUUGAGAGGAAGGUGAUUGCUUUUAAUAUGCACACAGCUUGGUUAGUUUACUAGGUAUGAUUUUGAAAUUAAUAGGUCAGGUAAUUAAUGCCUCUGGUACAGGGCAGGAUAGAGUACGCAUUUUACAUCAUUCCACCAAUACAUGUAAUUAUACCUUGCUUGGUAGAAACAUUUACUUUUUUUCCUAUGGUAUCAUGGGGUAUCCUCUGUUUUUGGUUAUUCUAAUGUGAUCCUGUGUUUCAGUGCAUGAUUUGUUCAUGUAUCUUCCUACAAUUUAUAUCCUGUAAUGCUGCUGUGAUUUUAAUCUUUUUGCUGUUAUACUUGUUCUCAAUAAAUAAUUUCACAAAACUGAA
Messenger RNA from Rhincodon typus (whale shark), 5974 nucleotides. RefSeq names its product beta-N-acetylhexosaminidase. NCBI's taxonomy places the organism in Eukaryota, Metazoa, Chordata, Chondrichthyes, Orectolobiformes, Rhincodontidae. Gene Ontology annotation, molecular function: hexosaminidase activity. The coding region runs from base 88 to 1812 and encodes 574 amino acids. The record is from RefSeq and is a predicted model, not a curated record. The transcript is spliced from 14 exons. Gene Ontology annotation, biological process: carbohydrate metabolic process.